Messenger RNA from Rhododendron vialii, 1558 nucleotides. RefSeq names its product cinnamoyl-CoA reductase-like SNL6. Lineage: Eukaryota; Viridiplantae; Streptophyta; Magnoliopsida; Ericales; Ericaceae. Bases 296 to 1375 code for a protein of 359 amino acids. The transcript is spliced from 5 exons. Gene Ontology annotation, biological process: steroid biosynthetic process. Gene Ontology annotation, molecular function: 3-beta-hydroxy-Delta5-steroid dehydrogenase (NAD+) activity. The record is from RefSeq and is a predicted model, not a curated record.
GUGUGUUUAUAUUCGGUCUGGCAAAUGGGCCGUUGGUGUUUUUAGUUUGGACAGGCUCAGCUGAUGAAGUAAGCCAAGCCGAUGGUUCAUCCCUGUGGCUGUUAAUAAAGCUGAACCGAAAUCCAUGUACAAAUUGCAUGAAGCGACAAGCCAUCCAGUUAAAUCGGUUUCCUCUCUCUCUCUCUCUCUCUCUCAUGGCGACUUCUACCGGCACUUAUUAAAUUCGAGAGACGGGAGGAAGUAGCAACAGAAGCUACUCCGAGAGUCUGUGAGACUACUCGCAUCCUCUUCUGCUAUGGGGAUAAUCGGGCAAUACGAGACCCAGCAGUUGGAAAUCGAGGAAUUCCGCCGGAUGCUGCUAUCUUGCGCCGGGAUGCGCAGGGGGAAAGAGGGAGACGAGUUCAGGGACCCAGCUCGGCAUGCGACGGCCGAAGAGAAGGUGGUGUGCGUCACCAGCGGCAUAUCGUUCCUCGGCAUCGCUAUCGUUAACCGCCUCUUACUCCGCGGUUACUCCGUCCGACUUAUUGUCACCAACGAAGAAGACAGAGAUAAGCUGAGAGAGAUGGAAAUGUCGGGGGAGAUGAGGGGGACCAACAACAACAAUAUCAGCGCUGUUAUGGGGGACCUUUCUGAUGUCCAGAGCAUAUCGGAAGCAUUCGACGGUUGUCGUGGAGUGUUUCACACCGCCGGUUUCAUUGACCCAGCUGGCCUCGCUGGCUAUUCUAAAUGGAUGGCAGAGAUAGAAGUGAAGGGAACAGAGAACGUUAUGGAAGCAUGUGCAAGAACAUCCUCUGUAAGAAGCUGUGUACUCACUUCCUCUCUUUUGGCCUGCAUCUGGCGAGACAAGUCUCGAAGUGACCUAUCUACCCUUGUUAACCAUGACUGCUGGAGCGAUGAACCGUUCUGCAUUGAGAAAAAGCUCUGGUAUGCAUUGGGCAAACUAAGGGCAGAGAAAGCAGCAUGGAGGAUAGCAGAGCAUGAUGAGUUCAAGCUGGUAACUUUAUGCCCAGGUCUCAUCACUGGUCCUGAGUUCUCUCACAGGAAUUCAACACCAACGUUUGCUUACCUCAAAGGAGCUCGAGAGAUGUACGGGGACGGAUUGCUGGCUACAGUUGACGUAAAUAGAUUAGCGGAAGCACAUGUAUACGUUUUCGAGGCAAUGAACAAGACAGCAUCCGGAAGGUACAUUUGCUUUGAUCAAGUGAUUCAGAGAGAGGAAGAGCUACUAAAAUUGGCCGGCGAUACCGGGAUGCAAACGGACGUGUUAUCAGGGGGAAACGCCUCUUCUGAUAGUUUUUCAUUCCGGUUCAAAUUAUCAAAUACCAAGCUUUGUGGACUAAUGUCGAGGACACUGCAAUGUAGUGAUGACUGUUAGAGGUCUUAUUAUUUAUCGGUAAAAUUUUAGUAGUGCUACUUUUUGCCGUACGGAACUUUAUCAGACAAUCAGGUUGGCCCAUCUUUGUAAUUUUAGGCACGAGGAAGCCGUGGCGGAGCAAGGAUUUUUGAUAAGUGGGGUUGGAAAUUUGAACUAUAUGUAAUUCAGUUUUCUAGUUGCUAA